Molecule: messenger RNA, 3078 nt
Organism: Chlamydomonas reinhardtii
Lineage: Eukaryota; Viridiplantae; Chlorophyta; Chlorophyceae; Chlamydomonadales; Chlamydomonadaceae
Exons: 14
Coding region: 78-2435 (785 amino acids)
Biological process (GO): hydrogen peroxide catabolic process; cellular response to hydrogen peroxide
Cellular component (GO): cytosol
Molecular function (GO): catalase activity; heme binding
Source: RefSeq, a predicted model, not a curated record
CCGAGCUCACUGUCUUGCAUGAGUUAAUAACCUCUUUCACUAUACGGCCGGAGCCCUCCGGAUUCUCCUACCGGGAAAUGCGCGACAAAGCUCUGAUAACGCUUUUGCUUGCCGCGAGCGCCGCAUUUGCAACCUGCAAGUGUCCUUUCGGAUUUGGCAACGACUUGCGGAGCUUGGACCUGGCCAGGCCGCGAACCAGGGCUCUGCUGCAGUAUGACCGGGCAGCUGCCGCGAAGCUGGACCUGGCGGCGGUGCGGGCCGACCUCACAGCACUGAUGACCGACAGCCAGGACUGGUGGCCUGCGGACUGGGGCCACUACGGUCCACUGCUGGUGCGUCAGGCGUGGCACUGCGCAGGCUCCUACCGCUCAAGCGACGGCCGAGGAGGCUGCGACGGUGGCCGCCAGCGCUUCGACCCGGAGCGCUCCUGGGACGACAACACUAACCUGGACAAGGCCAAGGCGCUGCUGUGGCCCAUCAAACAAAAGUACGGCGCGGCCCUGUCCUGGGGCGACCUCAUCAUUCUGGCGGGCGACGUGGCCAUUAGCUCCAUGGGCGGACCCGUGCUGGGGUUCUGUGGCGGCCGUAUCGACGACCUGGAUGGCUCGGAGUCUGUGCCCCUGGGACCAUCGCCGGAGCAGGAGGCGCUCAUGCCCUGUCCUGUGCAGGGCGACUGCCAGUCGCCUCUGGGUCAGAACACGCUGGGCCUCAUCUACGUCAACCCCGAGGGGCCCAUGGGUCAGCCGCUGCCGGAGCGCAGCGCGGCGCAGAUACGCGAGGUGUUCGGGCGCAUGGGUAUGGACGACGCCGAGACGGUGGCGCUGAUCGGCGGCGGCCACGCCUUCGGCAAGGCCCACGGCGCCUGCCCCACCGGCCCCGGCCCUAGCCCACGGGAGGCGCCGGACGCGCCCUGGCCCGGAACCUGCGGCGACGGCCGCGGCAACCGCACCUUCACCUCGGGCUUUGAGGGCCCCUGGACCACCACCCCCACCGCCUGGGACAACCAGUACUUCCAGAACCUGCUCGCCUACAAAUGGGAGGUGCACGUGGGUCCCGGCGGCCACCACCAGUGGCGGCCGCAGGCCCAGGACCCCGGGUCCGAGGCCCCGCCGCCGCCGCCGCCGCCGCUCCUGAUGCUGACCACGGACGUGGCGCUGCUGCACGACGACUCGUACCGGGCGCUGGUGGGGCUGUUCGCGGCCAACCUGACGGCGCUGGAGCACAGCUUCAAACACGCCUGGUACAAGCUCGUCACACGUGACAUGGGCCCCGUCACUCGCUGCCUGGGCCCCGACGUGCCGCCGCCCCAGCCCUUCCAGGACCCGCUGCCGCCGCCGCCCCCCGGCCCCGCGCCCGACUACGCCCGCCUCGCCCGCGACAUCGCCCGCGCCCUUCGCCGCCCCAGCCCCGCCGCCGAGCCCGACACCGUCCACGGCCGGCCGCACUACGGCGCCCUGUUCGUGACGCUGGCGUGGCAGUGCGCCAGCACCUUCCGCGAGACCGACUACAGCGGCGGCUGCAACGGGGCGCGCAUCCGCUUUGCGCCGCAGAAGGACUGGCCGCAGAAUGCGUACAUGGACAGCGUGCUUGCGGUUCUGGAGCCCCUGAAGGCGGCCUACCCGCCCACGCUGUCCUCCGCCGACCUCAUUGUACUUGCCGGCACCGUAGCGCUUCAGGAAGCGCUGGCGGAGGCCGAGGCGGAGGCGGCGGCGGGCUGCCAGCAGGGCACCGGCCCCUGCACCGCUGCCCCCGGCUCCGGCUCAGGCGGCGUGCGGCUGCGCUUCUGCGGCGGGCGCGUGGAUGCUGUGGAGGGCGGGCAGGCGGGUCAUGCGCAGCCGCCGCGCGUGCUUGCAGACAAGAUCCUGCAGGUGCGCGACAAUGCGCAUGUGAUGGGCCUCAGCCUGCGCGAGGCGGUGGCGCUGGCGGCGCGGCCGCGCAGCCCCAGCCAGCAGCGGCGCCUGGGCUACAGCGGCGCCUGGACGCCGGCGCCAAGCCGCCUCAGCAACCAGUACUUCAAGGUGCUCUUGGGAGAGGCGUGGCAGCGCGGCUACAGCAGCGAGGGGCUGGAGGAGUUCAGUGCGGCGGGUGGCGGCAAGGGCCUGUUCAUGACGCCCUCAGACCUGGCGAUCAAGUGGGACGCUGAGAUGCUGGCCAUUGCGCAGGAGUUUGCGUCGGACAACACAGCUUUCCUGCAGACCUUUGCAGCGGCUUGGACACGAUUGAUGAAUGCAGACCGGUUCGACGGCCCCGACGGCAACCUGUGUAACGACGACGAAGGCGGCGAGCUGGCUGGCGCACUGCUGGGUGCUGCCGCUGUUGCGGCAGAGGAGGGCGCGAGGGCUGCGAGCGAGAAGGCGGCUGCGGUGGUUCAGCUUGUGCUGGAGGCGUCGUAUGGGGCUGCCGCCAGGGUGGAGGAGGAGUUUGUGGAGCUGUGAGCAGCGGGCUAGCUAGCUGCUGCAUGGCGAUUGGUAGGUGCUGUGAGUCAAGUGCACAUGCGCUAGUGGGUAACACGGCUGUCGUUACUCUUACGGGUAUCGUGUGAGUUGUUGAUCAUUUGCUGGCGUGGCACUUGGUGUCGCACGCUCGUGAGCUGACGGGCUCCAUCUAACUAGGUGCUAGAUUACUGGCCUCGGCUCUACAACGUCAUGUUCGCUUUUGCGUUUCAAGCACGUCAAUAACUAGGUGUGGCGCUGCCCGUGCGGCUGUGACUGAAGGCCGGAGCUCAUUAUUAGUAACGAAAGCAAAACGCGCGCGCCAGCGCAACGGCGGAGAUUGGGGCACGGAGGCACACGGAAUGUGUCGGCGUGGCAGCUUAGGCGCGCGUCUAGGCCGUGAUCCCAUUGUUGGGGUACGCCAGUCCCACACAAGGGCAAGUGGAUUGCGCCGCCUGUGUAUACCCUGGGCGCUCCAACAGCCGAGUCUACUGCUUUGGUGUCUGCCUUGCAUCCUGGAGUAGUAGUGCUGCUCGUCCAUAGCUCAUCAUUGGACAAUGCUUGCACAGUUGCACUACCCAGAUGUUGUCGCAGCAUUCACCCUUGCAUCGUCCCGCCCCAUUUGUAGCUAGUCAAGAAACUAAAU